UGGGGUGAGUGUGGGGGUGCAGUUGGGUCCUGUUUGCACCAGUGAGGGCUGCACUGAAGGGGUGGCAGAGAGGCGGCAGCUGUGGAGUUGCUGAUGUCAGUGGUGGUCAGCUCUGCUGCUGGGCUGUUUGUUUGGAGGUGAAGGUCUCUCAGGUGAUGCACAUCAGUGUGGUCAGGGCAGUGGCUGAGCUGAGUGAAGCUGUGGUAUUUCACAGGUGUAAGCUCUGAGCAGGCAGAGAAGCAGCCUGAUUUACCAGCUGGGCAAGGAAAUGUUGUGGGGAAACUGUGAAGUUUCUGCCUGCAGAUAUCACUCCUAAGUGAGCUUUUGCUCUUGUGUGGUUAAGGUUGUUCUCUGUGAAUAGGGGGAAUCGGUGAGGGAAUGCAGCUAGGGCAGGAAAUAGAGCUGGUCUUGAGAGUACAUAGUGAAAGUGAGCAACUGUGUAGUAUGUGUCAGGGAAGGUAAUAGCUUGGGAGGAGUUGACUAUUCCAGUUCCUGUUGGCCCUCCUACGAGCACAGCAGUGACCUCUUCCCCCCAGCAUGGCCUCACAGAUGGACCCAGACAAGAGUUGACAGGAGAAGAAGCAGCCAUAGAACAAGAUGGAGCAGCCGAAGUGUAGGCUCAAGGAAGAGAAGGAGGAAAAGAACAAUAUGGAGCGUGAUGAUUAUGAGGAAAAUGAUGGCUAUGGUGAUGCUGACUAUGAGGAGAAUGAUGAUGACCAAGAUCAUGAAAAGAAGGUGGGACACUGCCACAUCCACACCAAAGAGAAGCUGUUCCCUUGUAUGGAGUGUGGCAAGAGCUUCAGUUGCAGAUCUUCCCUCACUGCCCAUCAGCGCACACACACAGACGAGAAGCCCUUCCCCUGCCCAGACUGCGGUAAGCGCUUCAGACGGAUCCAGCACCUCAUGCAGCAUCGCCGCACUCACACUGGUGAGAAACCCUUCACCUGCACUGACUGCGGCCAGAGCUUCAGCCGCAGAUAUAUCCUCAUUGCCCACCAGCGCUCACACACUGGUGAGAAUCCCUUCACCUGUGCUGACUGCGGCCAGAGCUUCAGGUACAGAUCUGUCCUCACUGCCCACCAACGCUUACACACUGGUGAGAAUCCUUUCACCUGUGCUGACUGUGGCCAGAGCUUCAGCUACAGAUGUGCCCUAAUCACCCACCAACGGACACACACUGGUGAGAAGCCCUUCACCUGUGUUGAUUGUGGCCAGAGCUUCAGCUACAGAUCUGCCCUAACCACCCACCAGCGCACACACACAGGUGAGAAGCCCUUUGCUUGUGCUGACUGCGGCAAGACCUUCAGUCAGAGUGCUAACCUCACCCGGCACCGCCUCACGCACACUGGUGAGAAGGUUUCGUGCCCCGACUGUGGCAAGACCUUCAGCCGCAUCUGUACCCUCAAUAACCACCGCCGUAUCCACACCAGAGAGAAGCUGUUCCCCUGUGCAGACUGUGGCAAGAGCUUCACCCGGAGCACUGUAUUCCUCCGGCACCGCCUCAUCCACAGUGGUGAGAGGCCGUACAGCUGCACUGUUUGUGGCAAGACUUUCAAUGACAACUCCUCCCUCACUCUUCACCACCGCAGGCACACUGGUGAGAAGCCUUUCACCUGCACUGCCUGUGGCAAGAGCUUCAGGCAGAAAUUUACUCUCACUCUCCACUGGCGCACACACACUGGUGAGAAGCCGUAUGCCUGUGGUGACUGCAGCAAGAGUUUUGCUCACAAAUCCUCUCUCACCAAGCAUCGUCGUGUCCACACUGGUGAGAAGCCCUUCACCUGCAGUGACUGCAGCAGGAGUUUCACUCAGAAGUCCUCUCUCAUCACACACCAUUGUGUCCACACUGGUGAGAAGCCCUACAGCUGUGCUGACAGUGGCAAGAGGUUCAACUGCAGCUCCCAUCUCACCCGGCACUGCCUCAGCCAUGCCACUGACCAGCCCACCUUGGGGGCAGUCACAAAUAGAUCCACCCUGGGUCUGCUGGGGUAAUUGGGACCACCCCAAGAAGGCCUUUCCAGCAGAUGGAACCAAAAUCACCUUUUUCUGGCCUGCAGUUCUCAGGGGCUGGGUGCUCCAGCAGAAACAAGCAACCCUUGCCCUUCUAAAGACCAGUCAGUGGUUAUGAGAAUAAUGCUGGUGAUGAAUCAGCACAGCUGGUGCUGCCACUGGAGCUGUGCUGAGCUUUGCUGUGAUUUCUCUGGUUCUUCCCCAGUCUUUUUGGUCUCCCUGUGUCAAAACCAAAGUUCCUGUCCAUUACCCAUGUGCCAAUAAUAACCCAAAGUUACCACAUGCCUGUGGUUUUCACUUUUAGUUGGGACCUUCCUUCCCACAAUGCCCAAAUGUUGGUGACAUUUAUUCCCUAGGAAUAGGGCUGCAGAUGGGUGCCCAGUUCAGAAAGGUCAAAGCAAUGCUGUUAGAGGAGUCUGGAGAACAUCUUGGGAGGGUCUCAGGGGUAUCUCAGAGGGUUCUUUGUGGGGUGUCAAGGGAUUUUACAUAUUUUGAGGUCUGGAGGGUUUUAGGAUUGACUUCAGAGGAUCAUUGGAGGGGUGAGGUUGAAUCUCAGAGGUCUUUGGAAGAACUCAGCUUUUGUCAGCUUCCCCCUAAGGAGCUCUGAGGCUUUCCAGCAGGCCUGGCAGCUUCUAGCUUUCCACUGGCUCAGCAGUGUUCCUGAUGGAGGCCUGGGCCUUUCUUCAGGCUUUGCAUGCACCCAGAAGUGGGACAAGAUCUUUUUGAGUGUAUAGAUGUUUUUAGGAGCUUUAAGAGUUUUUAAACUGUGAGACUGAUGCAUUCCAACAGGUCUGAUGCUUCUGAUGGGACUCCACUGCCCACCUGUGGCACCACAUCAUUCCAGAGAAGCUGGGCUUUGCCCUUCAGUGGUCCUGCAGACUGACAGCUAGCCUGGGCUUCCCUUGUCAAUUCCAGGCUCGUUGGAAUGCAUCAAGGGCACUGCUGGGCCAGUGGAAAUAGUGAGCAAAGCCCCAGGCUCACAGGAAGGCAGCAAGGCCUCUGUUUUGGCAGCAGAAAGGCUGACCGGGAAGCCCCAGCCUUGUUGAAUUGAUAAGAGGCACUGGUGGGACAUCAGAAUUCCUGUUGAAAGCACAGGGUCUACAGUAAAGCAACAAGGCCACUGUUGGGGCAGUGGAAAGCCCUUAUGAAUCCCUGAGCCUAUGGGAAGUUGGCAAGAGGCUGAGUAAAAACCCACUCAGAAUGCCAGUGGCUGCUUUAAGACACCACAGCUACUGGUGAAGCAAUGGAAGAGCUGUAGGGAGUUUCAGGCCUGCUGGAAGGGAUCACAUCCAGUGCUGAACUUGUGCCAAGCCCAUUGGAAGCCCUGGGCCUCAUGGAAGUGUGCAGGGCAAAUUUUGAAAGUCUCUGUGGUGGUCUGGCCCUGUCAGGAAGCCAAAUGCCCACCAAAGCUGCUCUGUCACUGCCCUUCUUUAGAUGGAGAGGGGCAUGGUCUAGCCUUGAGCUCUGUGGUAAAGGGUUGGACUUGAUGAUCUGUGAGGUCUCUUCCAACCCUGGUGAUACUGUGAUACUGUGAUAGAGGGGGAAGUAUCACAGAAGGCCUGGAACAAGACAGAAGCAAUUUUAGUAAUGCAAAACAAGAGCUGAGACUGCUCAGGGAAGCAGAAGCACACAAAGAUGUUAUUCUCUACUGCCCACAAGCCAGAAUAUGUUUUGCUCACUGCCAGGAAGCAGGCUCCAAUACAUGCAGCAACUGCUGCGGAGGGCAGAGGCCAUCAGCAGCUGUCCUCACACUUCAACUUAGCUUUUGUAUCUGAGCUGAUGUCACCUGGCUUGUUGCAUGGCUCAAGUUGAAGCUGCUGCUGUUCUUCAGUCUGCUGAAGCCAUGGUAGGUGCAAAAAUGAAACUGCUGACUGCAGCAAAGUAUGAUGGGGCUUGAAGUACAGCUUGCAACAUGGGAUGCUUCCUGUUGCAGUUUCUGCUUCUAGGUCAUUCAGUGUGGGCUCUUUUCUGCAGGCCCGGCAGUGGAAGGAGUGGCAGUCAGGGAGCUGCUGGGUUUGGGUUUCUGGUUUAUGCUGUUUUGUUUUUUCCUGCAUAUUUCACUGCACUGCUUCUGCAAAUAGACCGAGUUGAGGUACUCCUACAUUGUGUUAAAUUAAUUAGAUUAUUAGCUAAAGUAAUUGUGCAUUGUGCUUACGAUAUCUUAUAUUACAUGAAACUCUUAUGUCUUUCAGCCCUGAUCUCUAUUACUCUUCCCCUCAUUUUUGUGUUGGAGCAGCAGGCAGUUAGCCCUUGCACUAAACCAUUACAUUUUUUGGCACCCAACAUGGGGCAGUGACAGCAGCUGUUGUUGUGGAAGGCCCAAACAGGCCUAUUACAUGUCCUGGCUUUUCCAGGCAUGAUUGUACCUGCUCCCCCUUCCCAUUGCUUGAGAAGGAAGUGACAUGGGAAAAGAAUAAAAGGCUUGGAGAAAACAAAUCUGGGCACUCAGGACAUGCCCAGGCUUGUUCUGCUCCUGUGCUAAGCCAGGUGCAUACAUUUGGACUGUGCUUUCCCAGAUGUGGGUAAAGCAAGCUCCUGGCUUCACCUAAUAUGGUUAGUUUUGGCAAAAUGCCAUUCUGAUUGGCUAAUCUCUGUGGCCAAAGGGAGCCAUCAGACUCAGGCAAUUGAUGAACAUGAGCAAAGUUGUAAACAACCUGCUCUGCUCUGCCUCGGUUUGCUUUGCCUGGCUGUGCCCCUGCCAUGCUCCAGGCCAGCUUUGCUGUGUGACAGCAAGCUCUGGUGCUUCAGGCUUGUCCACCUGGAAACUUUGCUGUGCCUUGGUUUACUAGGUAGAGGCAUUAACUGUUCUUCAUGCUGUAGGCAAGACUCGUUCCCUGAAUUGGGCAGCCUUAGUGUAAUAACCCUGCUGGUAGGUAACAACAGGCUGGACUAUGCAGAAGGGAUUUACUCAGAAGGGGUAAGAGCGGGAGAGCCAUGUCCUUGCCUGAGAGACCUCACUGCAGUCUGCAUGGUGAGAGAGAGCAGGUUACUGUCACUAGCAAGGCAUCAUCUUUGCCUGUGCACCUGCAAACCUCUGUGCCAAGUCUGGAGCCCUGGGAGGACAGUGUCCUUCUGAGAAAGACUAGGUCAGAGACUGUGCCAGCCCCAAUACCCUGCCAGAGUCCUGGGGAAACUCCAAAACCUUCCAAUGGGUAUUAUACCACUGUCAGCUCCCUCCACGUGCUGUGAGUAGUGUCUGGAACUCUAAUGCAGCCCUGGGAACCUGAGGUACCAGUUUGUGAGUAAAUAUUCUAAAAAGCCUCUCCAUAAUUAAAGCACUUUGCUUUGAUUCUGUUUGCUCUGUAUUGUGCCUUCUGCUUCAGCAGAAAUGAGCCUCUUGAGUCCCCCUGGAAGGCAAGGGGUAAACUGACUCCUGCCUCGGCAGGGAGGUUGGACUCAAUGAUCUCAGGAGGUCCCUCCCAACCUCUAAAGUUCUGUGAUUCUGUGACUGCAGGAAUCUUCCCAAAAGCUCAAAUUCAUGUUUUGCAUUCCUAGUUUUGCCUAACAGUUUAAAUUGCUGCUCCCUGUGUAAAUACUCAGAGCCUUGCAUUUCAACUUUAAUAAAUAAUAUUAAAUCUUGCCAGAAAACUUAACAAAUAUUUCCAUAGUUUAUUACCAUUUUUGCCUGGCUAGCAAUAUUAAUGUUCUUAAACACAGUUAACCUAUGUUAUGACAACAAUGUGCUCAGAGGGUGGUUUGCCUGUUUGCCGUAAGAGAGACGAAGGCCUGCUAGUGACGGCACUGCUCACCUGGUUUGUCGAGGUCUUCUCUCAGGAUCAGGAAGUCACUGUGCAUGGACUCCUGCAUGUUCUGCACAGCUUUCUGUAGAGCUGCUGGAGCUCCCAUGAGAUAUUUGGGCUCGAUGAUCUUGAGGGUCUUUUCCAGUCUAAGAAAUUCUGUGAUUUGCUGUACAUCUGUGAUGAAAAUACUACAUCAGUGGGGCACUGAUGGUAUCUCCUGGAGGUACUUUGAGAACACCUGUCUGCAAUGAGGAUUCCCAAGAGGUCUGAUUUAAGGCCCCUGCCAAAGCAUUUUUCUUAGGCCUCCCCUGUUGGUGAUUUAUUUUUCCUUCCACGUUCCCCUUUGUUCCCUGCUUACUAAAUUGAAGUCAAGAAUUUUGUGAGUUCCACCUGCACGAGAGUUUAGAAUACCAAAUGUCAUGGGAUGUGAGAGGAGCUUCCAGAGUCUCACCUUGCAUGGCUGGUGGCAUCUGGGCAGGAGGCUUGAACACCUCCUUUUGUGGUCAAAGAAAGGUAAAGGAAGGUCAGAAGUGGUGUGCUAUGCCUUGAACAGCCUUCCUUUCCCAACCAGCAGCAAUGCUCUUUGCUACAGGAGGACGUGUCCCUCGUCACAGAGGUCCCUCCCUCUGGACAAAUUCCUCCCACCUCAUAGCUUCUGUUGUGCUCCAGAAGGGAACCUGCAGGGGACCUGCUCAGACCAGUUGACCUCCAGAGGAUCCCAAGGAUGACCCCAGCAGAGGAAUGCCAGCCUCAGUUUGCCUUCACCUGGAGGGAAAUCCAGUAUCCCUUCAGUUGUUUACUCCAGGGGUGGAAGCAUAGCUCAGAAAUCUGUCAUGGAGUGAUCUGUGAUGCCCUGGAGAAGGGUGGAGCACCACAACCCUUGCAGUGCAUUGAUGACAUCAUUGUCCAGGGAAACACAGCAGAAGAAGUCUUUGAGAAAGGUAACAAAAUAAUUGACAUUCUGCUGCAGGCAGUUUUGCCGUAAACUGAAUUGUGCAGAGUUAAUAUUAUUAAUGUUGAUGUUUUGAUUGUGAAUAACUAUGGAAAUUACUCAUUAACAUAAAAUCUUGCCAGAAAACUUA
This is a messenger RNA of Pogoniulus pusillus (Red-fronted tinkerbird), 6832 nucleotides long. RefSeq names its product gastrula zinc finger protein XlCGF26.1-like. Bases 598 to 1992 code for a protein of 464 amino acids. Gene Ontology annotation, biological process: regulation of transcription by RNA polymerase II. The record is from RefSeq and is a predicted model, not a curated record. The transcript has 3 exons. Gene Ontology annotation, molecular function: DNA-binding transcription factor activity, RNA polymerase II-specific; RNA polymerase II cis-regulatory region sequence-specific DNA binding. NCBI's taxonomy places the organism in Eukaryota, Metazoa, Chordata, Aves, Piciformes, Lybiidae.